AUGCUGCGCAUCUGGAAGACUUCAGGAGAGCAAGUGUGUGCUCUAAGUGUGGACGAGGUGCGUGAUGUACGGAACUUGAAGCAACACUUGCAGAGCCUAUGCGGGCGACCGCGAUUUGCACAAAGGCUCUUGCACAAUUGCGUAAACUGGGAUGAUGACACCGUGUUGACAUCAUCCAGCGAUGUUGAUAUUCAGCUGGUUUUGCUCCCGUUCGUUGCUGCUUCCCAAUCGCAGGCGCUCCAGCUGGUACGUGCUGCUGAGGGCUGCCACAUUGGUGAGGUCGAGGAGAUUUUACAGCGACCGCAAGAUCCAAACAUGGCAUGCAGCGAGUCCUUCCUGUUUAGAGAAAUGACACCUCUGGGUAUCGCAGCUGAGAAUGGUCAUCUGGAGAUAGUUCAGCUACUACUGGAAGCUGCUGCUGACGUGGACAAGCUUUAUGCACGAUAUUCAGGGCCAGAAGCAACACCUCUUGGAAGCUCUGUAAGCCGUGGCCAUGUUGCGGUAGCGCGUGCCUUGUUGGAAGCCUGUGCGAACGCAGACAAGUCAUUCGGAGAUCUUCAGAAGCAGCCUUGGGUUUCAUGUUCUUUGGCUGUGCCGAGAGAUGGGAUGGAAGAAUUCAUUGGCAUAGAGGGUGGUACUUUCGAUAUGUUCUUUGAGAGGCAAGACCACAGGUGCAGCAUAGAAUUGGAGGAAGGUGCAAACAUGCGCUGCCUUGUUCCUAUUGGCGUGGCAGCUGAAACAAGUGCUGAGAUUGUUCACUUGCUUCUUGUGGCUAGAGCUGACAAGGAGGGCUUUGCACAUCCCUUUGAAGACACGCCUCUGUUCAAGGCAUCCAAAGCUGGUGAUUUGCAGAGUGUUCGCUUGCUGCUGGAAGCGAGGGCAGACGCUAAUGGCAAGCAACAUCGGAACCGGAUGUAUCGCGCACGUUCAAUAAAUAUUUGUCAUGAGCACUUGCCAGCAGGUGGGCAUGAUGGCAUCUACCGCUUUUACGACUCAUUUGGGGGAGUGCCCCUUCGUGCAGCAGCCCGCAGCGGACACAUUCACAUCUCGCGCGUGCUGUUGGAAGCGCGUGCCCAACCGGAUGAGCGCCCGACAGAGACUUGCAUGACACCCCUCUGCCUAGCAGUUGAGGGAGGUCACGUCGACAUCGUGAGCGCGCUGCUGGAUGCUGGUGCCGAAACAGAUCAGUGCUAUCAAGGAAAGACGCCGCUGUAUAUAGCAGCCGCGUCUGGCCACAUCGAGAUUGUGCGCCUGCUCCUUGAUGUUUGUGCCGACUUUGAGCAGACAGCAAGAGAUGUGGCAUACCAGAGGGGUCACACAGAGAUUGUGCACCUUCUGGCAAGGACGAAUAGGCAUUGCAACUGUAAGAUUUCGUAG
Symbiodinium natans is the source of this 1377-nucleotide messenger RNA. The record is from the annotation of a GenBank genome assembly. NCBI's taxonomy places the organism in Eukaryota, Dinophyceae, Suessiales, Symbiodiniaceae.